Messenger RNA from Coniophora puteana RWD-64-598 SS2, 2321 nucleotides. RefSeq lists its product as uncharacterized. Lineage: Eukaryota; Fungi; Basidiomycota; Agaricomycetes; Boletales; Coniophoraceae. Gene Ontology annotation, molecular function: protein binding. The record is from RefSeq and is a predicted model, not a curated record. Bases 128 to 1567 code for a protein of 479 amino acids. The transcript has 2 exons.
CGACGCCCCGUUGCCUCUCCAGCAACAUUGGCUUAGCCACCCUACACUCUUUUCUCCCUCCCACUCACUAUUCCCAGUAUCGUUCUUGAAGACGGCAAAUACACAGUACUAGGCUUAUUUACAACGCAUGAACACGCCUCAUCGUCGCCUGCCUGCUGAGCGGGCACGCCAUACAAAAGCAAAACGACUCGGCCAUGUCCAACCUGGCCCCAACUACAACGCUAUUCUCGCUGGGACACCCCAGCAAGAUGAUUUGAUCCCCUUACCUGGUCUUGGCAGCAGUGGAGGUACAACGGGCGGUACAACGGGCGGUCAAGCAGCCGCUGGUGCAAGCGCCUCGACGACGGCUGUCUCUGCUGCUCAAAGCCAAACUAGCAGCGACCCCAAGGCAAGCAGCACCACCGCAUCUGCAACGGCCAAGUCCCAGUCUGCGACUUCGGCCUCGGCGUCGUCCACGACUCCCAACUCGUCGACUACGGCUGAUAGCAAGACGAGCACCACCGCAGCGUCCUCUACCACCGCAUCAUCGGCUUCUGCAUCCGCAUCCACGCCUGCUAGUGACCCCGCAGGCAGGUCUACUUCGGUUGUCGUCGUUCCCGGGGGAGGCACCAGCACUGCAUCUGCCCCGAGCAGCUCCAUCACGACCAACCCGAACAAUGACAGCAAGUCCGGCGGCGGUCUUUCCAGCAGCGCCAAAGGCGGCAUCAUUGCAGCCAGCGUCAUUGUUGGCAUCGCGCUUCUCAUUUUCCUUAUUCGCAAGACCUACCUGCGCCGGCGAGACAAGCGUCGCAUCUCCUGGGCGGACGCCGCUAUGUUCCCGCCGCCCCCUGAGCCCGAGAACGAGAAGGGUUCCGCGCCUAUGGAGAUGUUCCGCGGCGCGCCGUCGCCCCCGCCCCAUCCGAUGGGCAACAUGGGCGGAGGCGGCGGCGGUGGUGGCGGCGGAGGGUACUCGUCGCACCAGCAGAUGAUGAUGCAAGGCCCGUAUCCAACGGCCGGUGGCGCGUUCCCGCCGCCCCCGCCGCAGUCGUACAAUAACCCGAUGCCGUACAAUCCCUACAACAGCCCGCACAUGAACCAGUCGCUCCCGCCGCUUCCGCCGCAGUCCCCUGCACCUGGGUCUAUCGUCAGCGUCGGCAACGGAGUCGGCGCAGGCGUCGGCGCCGCCAGCGCACUCGCCAUGGCGCGCGCCGCGGCGUCCGGCUCCCCGCCCGCGCAGGCCCACGGGCACGGCGGGAUGGGCCCUCCGCCGCCCAAGUCGGCGUCGCCGCCGGUGCAGGACGCGCUGGUGAAGUGCACGUUCAUCCCGACGAUGCCGGACGAGCUGCAGAUCCUGUACGGGGAGCGCGUGCGGAUGCUGAUGCGGUACGACGACGGGUGGUCGCUGUGCGCGAACGCGCGCGGGGAGCAGGGGAUGGUGCCGCUCGAGUGCCUCGACUUUGGCGGGGACGGGCAGGGGGCUGGGUAUGCGGGCGCGCCGCAGCAGCAGCGGCACUUUGGGGGCGGCGGGUCGGGCGACUGGCACAGUAUGCAGAGGAACAGCAGUUUGAACCCCGAUGGGCGGUUUUAGGUGGAGGUGGAGGGACGGAUGCGGCUAUGAGAUGAGAUGUUGAUGCGAUGUUGGGGUAGGCACUGCUGCUGCUGCUGCUGUGCACGUUGUCGUAUUCCGUAUUUAUGAUGCAUACCCCCACAUCGUUACCCGGAUUUAUUUCUUUUUUAUUCUUUUUUUAUACAUCCUCUUCAUUCCUGGUGUAGAUGUGGAUGUUGGUUAUCGGCGGCCCGGUCUCGGGCUGUCCUUCCUCUCUUUUACAUACUACUAUUACUUAUGCGUCUCUGGGACUGAGACGCUUUUCCUUACUGUUGAUCCCUUGAGCGAGUCGCGUAUAUUUGACUCGGGCCUGGGGCUCUCUGUAAUUCAGUUUUUUGUGACGUGGAUUUUUUCUUGAUAGAUUGGGAGGACGUGACUGAGGGCUUUAUGGAGACUUGGUUUUUCUUUUUUCCUGGAGGAUGGGAUUUUUUUUACAGUGCAUUGUCUCGUUAUACUGUGUUUCUGUGUGUACGUAUGCUAUAGUGUUUUGUUACUUGCUGUCGUUGUGGAGCUGGGUAAUAGCACUUUGUCACUUUUUGACCUGUGGUUAGGACUCAGAUGUUUGACGGGCGCUAAAUUGUACUGACGCCGAGUCGCGUCUAACAAGGACCACCAACACCACCACCUCAAUUGCGAUUAUGAAGAAAAAGGUAAGGUCUCAGGCGGUCAAUGUAUCACAGUAAACCUUGAACAAUGUCCAGGUUCUCCUCAUGGGUGCCUCUGGCAGCGGAAAGAC